AUGGCGUUGAGCAACGGGGUCCUGGCGCCCACCCCUCCCGUGACAGUGCCCAAGGCUAACAAGGGCGAUCGUCCCGGCGACUUGCCAUGGCAGGAAGACACUGACUUUGGGGGCAUUAAAAAGCAGUACGACGUCACGCAGGAGGUGGUCCUGAACCUAGAGUUCGUCUCCGAUGGCUGGGCCAGGCUGUCUAAAGCUUUGGUAAUGAUCGCCAAGUGCGUGUCCGUCGCCAUCUUCAUCUUACUCCUGUAUAAAAAGAAUAGUCAGGGCAUUGGUGGUCUCGUGGAUGACAACUUCCUGGCCAUCCUGAACGUCACCGUGGGGGCUAUCUGCCUGGUCACCCUCCUGUUUGCCCUCUGGCUCCUGCUCUGGCGCAUCCACCGAGCCAUGCUCUCCGGUCGCACCUGGACCCGUCCCCGCCGCUUCCUCGUCAACCUCGCGCUCUGGGAGCUGGGCCUGCAGGUGGUGAACCUCACCUUCUUCCUGGCGCCCAACGCCGCAUGGUUGGCAGACCCCUGCACCCCCUUCCGCGGCGUCGUCCACGGCGCCGUCUUUGUCCAGUUCUCGUGCUGGCUGGGUCUCUUCACCAUCUUUGUCAUCAGCGUCCAGGGCUUUAUGCCCAUCACGCCAGGGACAAACAGCGUGCGGGGCCUGCCCCUCUACAGCUGGUGGCUGCGGCGCAAUGGGGAGACGGUGCCGGCCGAUGCCACCUCGGUCCUGGAUCUACCUACUUGGGUCCAUGCAGACCUGCUCCUCUUUGUGUGGCUCCCUGGGCAGCUCCUCCUGCUCUUCCAACUCCUCUGGGCCACCGGUUGCCUGGGAGCGGCCCCGAUCUGCGGCCAGGCCUCUGCGACAGUCCCCUGCGACGAGCUGCGCCCCGCCCCUGGCCAGUCCUGCGCCGCCUGGAUGCAGGACGACCUGGGCGACCGAUGCGUCUCCGUCCACGUCACCACUGUGCUCGUGCUUUCCAGCAUCGGCUUUGCCUGGGUGCUGGCCGUCAUGCUCCUGGGGGUUCUGGCCAUGCUGGUCAGCUACAGGGAGCUGCGCCGCUUCCGGUACCAGCAGUAUCGCGCCGCCAACAUCGCCGUGCGGGUGCUGAACAAGAAGCGGGCGACCAUGCAGGCCAUCUUUGUGGCAUGCGUGGUCGCCUUCUGGUUUGUGGACCUGCGGGCCUGCACCAACUACCUCCUCACCUUUUACGGCCUUACACCCCUCCAGAUGCUCGGGAGCAUCCAGGUCUUCACCACGACGAUGGCCAUCAUGCCCAUGCCCCCGCGGGCACAGCAGCUUGCCCUCCACGUCUGGCUGCAGAACUUUGUCUGGAAUGAGGAGGAGCAGGAGGCGGCUCUGGCAGAGCGCCCCCCCAUCUAUGCCAAGGAGCCCUUGUUCUGUUUCGAGACGGCCGUGAAGGCCCUCUACUACUCCAUGCUGGUCUACUACUACAAAGGCAGCGACGAGCUAGGACCGGCCGUGCCGGGGAAGGGGUCGCCGCACCCGGCGCUGACGCUGGACCUGGCCCUGGAGCUGUACGGCCUUGACCACCACGAGGCGAUCGUGGAGGCGCAGCAGGACCUGACCUGCAUGCUGGGCUGGAGCGCUGCCAGGCGGACUGUGGUGCUGGCCUUCCGCGGCACCUCCUCCAUGGCCAACGUGUGGCUGGACCUGCAGGUCUGGCGCAGGCCGCACCCGCUGGGCAUGGGGCGGUGGUGGGACAGCACCCGGCCCCUGGUGCACUCCGGCUUCCACGCCUGCUGGCUGGAGCGCGGAUUCGGCCAGCGCGUGCUCGCCCGUCUGCGCGCCCUCGUCGCCGGCGAGGGGGCCGCGGAGGGGGCCGCGGAGGAGGGGGGCGGCGUGGGAGCAAGGGGGUCUGACGGCGCGCCCUGGCGCGUGCUCUGCAUCGGGCACUCGCUGGGGGGGGCGCUGGCCUGCAUGGCCGCCUGCGACGUCGUGGAUCUGUCGCGUGCCCUGGAGCGGGAGCGGGCGGAGGCGAGGGAGGGGCGGGGCGAGGCAGCCGCCCCGGCGGCGAGUGGAUCACUGCCAGCCGCCGGCCCCAUCCUCGUGGCCAGCUCAUACACCUACGGCUGCCCACGCAUCGGCAACCACGCCUUUGCCAAGCACUACGCUGAUGUGGUACCCGACAGCUGGGAUGUGGUGCACACCAAUGACGCCGUGGCCAGGAACGGAAAGUUCAUCCGGCUGUACAAGCGCGCCGGCAAGCGCGUCAUCGUCUCCCCCGCAGGGGACCUGAUUGUGCGGCCCAGCCUGGCCGAGGCCACUGUGCUGCGGGGCCACUCCUCCAUCCAGGCCCACCUGCUGCGCACCUACGCGCGCAGCAUGGCCGCGGUGGUCAGGACGCAGGCAGGGAUCGUGGGCGGGGAGGGGGCCCGCACCUCCCUGGCCGCCCUGGCCGCCAAGCCCUAUGUCGGCCGCCUGCUGCACCUGCGGAAAGGCAGGGGGGGGGAGCCCUCCUUCCUGGGCCUCAUAACACAGGCCCAGGACGAGCACGUCGCCACGGGCGCGGCACUGGACGGCGAAGGGCGGGAGGAAAAGACGGAUGAGGAGGGCGUAGAGGAGGAGGACAGCUGCCCUGACCCCGACGCAGAGCUGGAGAGAGCCCGGCCGGGGCUGUUUGCGGGGGCCUACCACAUGAUCCAGGACACAGCAAGGGAUAUGCUGUCGUGA
Molecule: messenger RNA, 2682 nt
Organism: Auxenochlorella protothecoides
Lineage: Eukaryota; Viridiplantae; Chlorophyta; Trebouxiophyceae; Chlorellales; Chlorellaceae
Exons: 9
Coding region: 1-2682 (893 amino acids)
Biological process (GO): lipid metabolic process
Source: RefSeq, a predicted model, not a curated record